Engraulis encrasicolus (European anchovy) is the source of this 3793-nucleotide messenger RNA. RefSeq names its product zinc finger protein 710a (gene znf710a). The transcript is spliced from 5 exons. Lineage: Eukaryota; Metazoa; Chordata; Actinopteri; Clupeiformes; Engraulidae. The record is from RefSeq and is a predicted model, not a curated record. Bases 110 to 3061 code for a protein of 983 amino acids. Gene Ontology annotation, cellular component: nucleus. Gene Ontology annotation, biological process: regulation of transcription by RNA polymerase II. Gene Ontology annotation, molecular function: RNA polymerase II transcription regulatory region sequence-specific DNA binding; DNA-binding transcription factor activity, RNA polymerase II-specific.
UCUGAUAACAGCAACAGUAGGCGGAGGAUGAGCCCUGGCCCCGCCCCUUUCUCUCCGGCGGAUAUAAAUAGGAGCCGGGUUUUUUUGCUCCGCUCAUUUCACUUGAAGGAUGAGAUCCCUGAAACACCUCAAACAUCACACCAGGACCAAUGUGCAGCAGCCGCAGCCGCAGCCGCAGCAGCAGCAGGAGGAAGAAGAGGAGCAGGAGAGAGAGCGGCCCUCCGAGGAGCCCGAGCAGCAACAGGAACCCCACAGCAGCAGCAGCAGCCCAGCUGAAGUAAUGGACCCAGAACCAGAAGCAGAAGCAGAGACCGAGCCCAUGCCGGGCCAGAAGUCCCCUAUGGCGGCCCCGUCCCCCCCGCCCAGGACCCACUCCCAGCCCUCCUCAGAGCCGGUGGACGUGGGCACCCAGACGGACCCGGUGGUGGUCCUGUCUCUGGCCCAGGCAGCCGUGCUGGGCCUCAUCUCCCAGAACGAGAUCUUUGGAGCCACCAUCGCGCCAAACGGCUUCUACACGGGAGACCCCCGCGAACACAUGAUGCUCUCCUCCCCUCCUCCGCACUCCCACCACCCGCACCAGCACCGCUACCACCACCAGCACCCCCACCCGCACCACCACUCCCACCCCCACCCCCACCCCCACCACAUGUCUCUGCCCCCACCCCCGCCAGAGGCCAUGGAGUACGACUAUCCGGCCGAGGGCACUCUGAUCGGGGCCAACGGGGACUACCUGGCCCUGCCUGGGGCCGGAGGGUCCGAGGAGAGGGCCCCCCCGCCGGCGCCACGCAGACGCCCAGGCCCCGCUUCCAGGGGCCGCCUGCGCCGUCCCCGCAGCCUAGGAGAGGCGGACGGGACGGGAAUGGGCCCCGUGUUCGGACCCGGAGGAGACCCGGAAGACCAAGAGCCGGCCAGCAAGAUCCAGAUCCGGCACGCCCACACCCCCAUCAGCGUGAAGGGAGAAGGGCCCGAGCACAUGGCACUGCCCGCCUGCGCCGGUGGGGGCAGCAGCAGCCCCGACCGCGGGGACCAGCCCAUGGACUUGGCGCCCCAGAGGGGCCCACUCAAGGAGGAGUCCUGCCCCAGGGACUGCAGCGACUGCGUGGUCCGCGGCAGUGGCAGCAGCACCAGCAGCAUGAUGGGAGGAGCAGGGCGGAUGAUGGAGAUGGGCAUGAUGGGAAUGAUGAUGGGGGGCCGCGGGCCGGAGGAGGUGGAGAUGAGGGCACUGAGGCGCCCAGCGGAGCCCGGCAGAGGGGCGCGGGAGAGGCUGGAGCAGCGGGCGUCGCACCACCACCGCACCGUGGGCAAGAUGGAGCACGUGGAGAUGGAGGGAGGAGAGGAAGAGAGGCAGGAGAUGGAGGUCGGCCGUGUCGUCGGCGGCGUCAGGGGACGCGGCGUAGCCUCGCGCUCGCUCCUCAAGAGCCCCGGCCAGGCCAGCAGCGGCGACGAAGAGGCAGCGGCGGCCGCAGCAGCAAUGGCCGCCGCCAGAGCCUCGCACGAAGACGACGAUGAGGAAGAGGAAGAGGAGGAACAGAGCCGAGCGCUCCGCCGCUACUACGAGUCCAGCGUGGUGGGCUACGAGGCCUCCGAGAUGGGGCUGCCCGGCGACUACGAGGACGGCGUGGGAGGAGCGGGCGGCCCCGCUGGCGCGUCCGCCUCGGCAGCGGCGGCGGCAGCAGCAGCAGCGGCAGCCGCGGCCAUGAUGUGGGCCUCGGAACAGUCCGACGACAACUCGAUCGGCCGACGCAUGCAGAUCGACCGGCUGGACAUCAACGUGCAGAUCGACGAGUCGUACUGCGUGGACGUCGGCGAGGGCCUGAAGCGCUGGAAGUGCCGCCUGUGCGAGAAGUCCUACACCUCCAAGUACAACCUGGUGACGCACAUCCUGGGCCACAACGGCAUCAAGCCGCACGAGUGCCUGCACUGCGGCAAGCUCUUCAAGCAGCCCAGCCACCUGCAGACGCACCUGCUCACGCACCAGGGCACGCGGCCGCACAAGUGCACCGUCUGCAAGAAGGCCUUCACGCAGACCAGCCACCUGAAGCGCCACAUGCUGCAGCACAGCGACGUCAAGCCCUACAGCUGCCGCUUCUGCGCCCGCGGCUUCGCCUACCCCAGCGAGCUGCGCACGCACGAGGCCAAGCACGAGAACGGCCACUGCCACGUCUGCACGCAGUGCGGCCUGGAGUUCCCCACGCACGCCCACCUCAAGCGCCACCAGACCAGCCACCAGGGGCCCACCACCUUCCAGUGCCCCGAGUGCCACAAGAGCUUCGCCUACCGCAGCCAGCUGCAGAACCACAUGAUGAAGCACCAGAACGUGCGGCCGUACGUCUGCUCCGAGUGCGGCAUGGAGUUUGUGCAGAUCCACCACCUGCGGCAGCACGCGCUGACGCACAAGGUACUCGCUCAGCAGCAGCAUCCGCACCCGCACCAGCAGCAGGCGGCCAUGGCAGCCGCCGUCAUAGCGAGCGCCUCCGCACCCGCUUCAGCCGCCGACGCCGCCGCUAUCGCCAUCUCACCCGAGCACAAGGGCAUGAAGGAGUUCAAGUGCGAGGUGUGUUCGCGGGAGUUCACGCUGUCGGCCAACCUGAAGCGCCACAUGUUGAUCCACACGAGCGUGCGGCCCUUCCAGUGCCACAUCUGCUUCAAGACCUUCGUCCAGAAGCAGACGCUCAAGACCCACAUGAUCGUACACCUGCCCGUCAAGCCCUUCAAGUGCAAGGUGUGCAGCAAGUCUUUCAACCGAAUGUACAACCUCCUGGGACACAUGCACCUGCACGCAGGCAGCAAGCCCUUCAAGUGUCCUUACUGCUCCAGCAAAUUCAACCUGAAGGGCAACCUGAGCCGACACAUGAAGGUCAAGCACGGCAUCCUCGACGGCUCGCCUGACGGACAAGACGCUCUUCCGGAGCUGGAGGGGCAGGAGGAGUAUGAGGAGGAGAGCUUUGAGUUCAGCGAGCGCGAGAACAUGGCGGCCAACAACGGGCAGGACCUCAACAAGCUGGCCGAGAUGGCCUAUUACGGCUACGGCAAGCAGGCGGCACGCUACUCCAUGCCCUAAGAAGAACGCACCCGACCUGACCUGAUCCAACACACCUGACACACCUGACACACCUGACCAGAGUCCUAGCUAUUCACCAGCCCUGAGUGACAUAGUACACACACCUGUCACAAAGGCCUGGGCUUAGCCAAGGGCGAUUUGUGUUUUGGUUUUCUUUGUUUUUGGUGGUUUGUUUGUUUGUUUGUUUAUGGGGCCAGAUUGGUCUCUUGCACUGGAGGACAAAAACCUGUGAUUUAUUUUAUGUGUUGAUUUUUUUUUUUGUCGUUCCUGGAUUGCCAACCAACAGUUUUGAAAUAUUUUUUUUUCAUCCCUCGUGAGUUUCACCCCUGAAGGAUUUUUCUGUAAAAAUGUUCAAAGUGCUUUUUUUAAAAUAUUAUUAUUAUAAUUAUUUUUAUUUUUAUUUCUCCCCAUCCCUUUUCGUCAUUUUUCAGUUGUUGGUAUGAGCAGUCUAACUCCAGAGUACUCCUGUGGCUAACGCAUCCUGUGUGUAGUGAACUACGUAUGUACAGCCAUCUUGAAUCCCGAGGCACUUAACAGACGAACUAUCCAUGGCUCCGACUGAGAUGGGAGCACCACUGGGAAGUCGGUCAAGUCCUCCCAUCCAUGGGCAUUUAGUUUUGUUGUUCCAUUUUCUUUUUUUUUUAAUAUACAGUAUAUAUGAAUAUAUACAUUUCUUUGGUUUCUUUAUCCUUUCUUUUGGGUUUCCUUCAUUAAAGCACACCAUUUAAAUGA